Molecule: messenger RNA, 2072 nt
Organism: Amphibalanus amphitrite
Lineage: Eukaryota; Metazoa; Arthropoda; Thecostraca; Balanomorpha; Balanidae
Product: venom serine protease 34-like
Exons: 1
Coding region: 4-1770 (588 amino acids)
Biological process (GO): proteolysis
Molecular function (GO): serine-type endopeptidase activity
Source: RefSeq, a predicted model, not a curated record
AGGAUGGCUGCCGUCGGCCUGCGCUCGGUGGCGGUGCUGCUGGUGGCGGCUUUGGUCGCCAUAGGGGCGGCGUCUCCUCCACCGAGGCCCGGUGGUCGAGGGCACCUGCAGGAGACCCGAGAUGGGGGUCUGCGGGGAGGAGCGGAGAUCGAGAGAGGAGGAGCUGAGAUAGAGAGAGGAGGGGCUGAGAUCGAGAGGGGCGGAGCUGAUAUCGAGAGAGGAGGAGCGGAGAUCGAGAGAGGAGGAGCCCAGAUCGAGAGGGCAGCAAGAAACGACAGGAUCAACUCUGCGAGCUCCGAGUCGAGAGAACAUGAAAUGGACGCUCGUGGGACUCAUCUUUCCUUCCCUCAUCUUAACGAGGGACUGAAACUGGCUGGAGAAAAUGACGAUAGGAAACCGAUGGAGGGACCCAAGGCAGAAGAAAAUGACGCUAGGAAACCGCUGGAGGGACCCAAGACCCACGACUGGAAGGUCCGUCUGGUUGGGCGUUCGGACGACUUGCAGCCCAGAAGGCCAGCGUACGGUACCACAGCGAGAAAGCCAAUGUUCUCGGGCUCUGGCCGAAUUUCGAAGGACCCUGCCCGGGAGUCCACACUCGAAGGUCGAGGAGGAGCCGACAUCCAGCCGCGUAUCGAGCUGAAGCCUCACAUCAAGCCUUUCGAUCAGCGCGACUUGGCGGACGAGCCGACCUCGAGAAGCGACUACACCCUCCCCGUCGGGAAACACCAGCUCAAGUCGGACAGCUACCCGAACAACUACGCCGUCAACAAGCUCUCCACGUGGAACCUGCGCCCGCAGAGCGGCACGGCCAGCCUGACCCUGACCUGCUCCGACUUCCAGCUGGAGGGGCCGGCCUCCUCGCACGGCUGCGUCUGGGACUACCUCUCCGUCAACGGGCGGCGCUUCUGCGGCGCGGACGGACCGGCCGCCGUCACCGCCAGCUGGCUGCGCAUCGAGUUCAAGAGCGACGCUACGGUGACGGACCGCGGCUUCAGCUGCGAGGUCGAGGUGCGGGACGGCUGCUGCGGCCGCAGCGGAGCCGGAAACCGCAUCGUCGGCGGCACGGAGGUCAGCCCGGCGCACUCGUUCCCCUGGCAGGUGGGCCUGAUGAACCCCAAGUACGGCACCGGGUUCGUCUUCUGCGGGGGAUCGGUCGUCAACUCGCGGUUCGUCAUGACGGCGGCGCACUGCACGGACGGCCUCAACCCGAUCAACAUCACCGUCGCUGUCGGGCUGCACGAGGUGGGCGGCACGGCCGGCGCGCGCGUCAUCAAGGUCUCUGGUAUCCGGCAGCACUCAGAGUACAACAGCGCGGCCGCGUUCGACCUGGACAUCUCGCUGCUGGAGCUGGCGGAGGAGAUCGCCUUCAGCGACAGAGUUCGGCCCGUGUGCCUGCCGCGCGGCGGAGACCUGUACGCCGGCGUGCCGGCGAUCGUCUCCGGCUGGGGCACGCUGAAGUCGGGCGGCAGUCAGCCGGACGUGCUCCACAGUGUCACUGUACGCACCGUCACCAACGCCGAGUGCGCGGCCGCCUACGGAGCCUCUUCCAUCACCGCGAACAUGCUGUGUGCGGCCGAGUACGGUAAGGACUCGUGUCAGGGCGACUCGGGAGGGCCGCUGGUCAGCAGCGCCGGAGGCCGCGCCACGCAGAUCGGCGUGGUGUCGUUCGGGAAGGGCUGCGCCGUCCCUGGCUAUCCGGGGGUGUAUGUCCGUGUGACGGAGCUGAUGGGGUGGAUCGACAAGACCGCCAUGGACGGAGAGGUCUGCUGAGAGGGCUGGAGGGGCGCCUCGGCGGUCGGCCAGUGAGGACAGAGGCGUCUCAACAGCCGCCGAUAGAGUACACUUCGCUGGACGGGACGGACAGGUCUGCUGCGAGGACCGCAGAGGCGCCUUAGCAAUCGACUAGAGGCCGCACCUCGCUGACUUUGGCUGACCGAAGACGGUAUUCGAUGUGUUGGGUGUGCUAGCAGUCGCUAGUUUGACAGGAGUCGUGUUGUGCUUCCUGUGUGUCUUGUGUCUGUUUGCUUAUGUUGAUUUGCAGUCUGUUAACAAAAUAUAUGUUCAGCAUGAGA